ACAUCCUUGAAAAAUAAGCAAAAGUGUAUGCGUUCACGAAAAACGGAAGAACGCCGGUGUGUAAAACCGACACAAUUUUAUUUAAGAGAAAGAUAACUACAAGACAUGGUAAAUGUGACAAAAGGUAUUUUAGUCGAAUGUGAUGCGGCUAUGAAACAGUUUCUCCUACAUCUGGAUGAAACGUCUGCUCUAGGAAGAAAAUUCAUAAUUCAAGAUUUGGACGAGAAACAUUUGUUCAUAUCUGCCGAUAUAUUGGAAACUUUACAAGCAAAAGUGGAUGAUUUAAUGGAUCAAAUAUCAUUUCCAUUAGCGGAAAAGGGUAUAUAAAAAGGAAGAAACAAUUUUUUUUAAGA
Monomorium pharaonis (pharaoh ant) is the source of this 353-nucleotide messenger RNA. RefSeq names its product general transcription factor IIH subunit 5 (gene Tfb5). Gene Ontology annotation, cellular component: transcription factor TFIIH core complex; transcription factor TFIIH holo complex. The coding region runs from base 106 to 327 and encodes 73 amino acids. The transcript is spliced from 2 exons. Gene Ontology annotation, biological process: nucleotide-excision repair; nucleotide-excision repair, preincision complex assembly; transcription by RNA polymerase II. Lineage: Eukaryota; Metazoa; Arthropoda; Insecta; Hymenoptera; Formicidae. The record is from RefSeq and is a predicted model, not a curated record.